AUGGCCAACAAGUCAAUGAAGGAAGAGAUAGAGGAGGAUGCAGGUUUUGGAGUGGAAGAUGAGGAGGAGGAGGAAGAAGAAGAGGAGACUGAAGAUAGGAUUAACGCCAGAGAGGGACCAGACUUUCACUCUGACAGCGGGAAGAGUCCUUCAGGGGAACCAGACCCAGAGACGUCCAAACCAGCGAGACAACACCACUGCUCCCACUGUGGAAAGAGUUUUAAGUGUUUAAGGAAGUUGAAAGUACAUGAGAGAACGCACACAGGAGAAAACCCUUACGAUUGCUCUCACUGUGGAAAGAGUUUUACCAAGUUCGGGAACCUAAAAGAGCAUGAGAGGACACACUCAGGAGAAAAGCCUUUCCAAUGUUCCCAGUGUGGAAAGAAGUUCACCCAGUUACGGUACCUGAAACAACAUGAAGAAAUACACACAGAAGAUAGGAAGACAUACCACUGCUCUCAGUGUGAUAAGAUAUUUACUGGGUUAGGAAACCUGAAAAUACACACGAGAAUACACUCUGGAGAGAAGCCUUACCACUGUUCCCACUGUGGAAAGAGUUUUACUCAGUUAGGGAGCCUGAAAACACACGAGAGGGGACACACAGGAGAGAAGCCUUAUCACUGUUCCCACUGUGGAAGGAAUUUUAGGUGGUAUGGGAGCCUGAAGGCGCAUGAGAGAAUACACACAGGAGAAAAGCCUUACCACUGUUCCCAUUGUGAAACGAGGUUUACCCAUCGAGGGAGCCUGAAAGCGCAUGAGAGAAUGCACACAGGAGAAAAGCCUUACCAAUGUUCCCGAUGUGAAAAGAGCUUUACCCGGUUAGGGAGCCUGAAAAAGCAUGAGAGAAUACACACAGGAGAAAAGGCUUUCCAACAUACUAAUACACAGGAGGAGAAGACAUACCACUGCUCUCAUUGUGAAAAGACAUUUUCCAAGUCAGAGGACCUGAUAUCACAUGAGAGAAUAGAGAGGCUGUGUUCUGACUUAUGUUUUUGAUUGAGAAAUUGUGUUUUUGUUCAUGCUACAUGAAAUCUAAUUGUAUGAAUGAAAUCAUACUGAAAAAUAGGUCAACAUUUUUUUCCAGCUCUAGACAAGAUCAUGUCUAAAAUCAGAUUCAACAAGUUAAAAAUAUAAAUAUUAUGUUUUGAUUAUGAAAGUAAGAUUGAUUGUAUGCAAGUGUAAACCCCUAAAUGUUGUUCACUAUAUAAUUUGGAUAUUUCAAAAAUGUUAAUUAUUAAAUAGAUGAAUAUAAUUAGUAUUUCUUCAUUCAGAUUGUCAUUGGUUCUAAAUUGACUCUGAUUAAAUAAAAGGUGAAAUAAAAUACAAAUAAAUACCAUAUUAUUUUUUUAAAGUCUAUUUGGUUCUUAAGUUCGGACAUAUAAAGUGUGUAUGUGAAAAGUAUUUUUAAGAUGCCGCAUAGCGAUUUUCCGAACUCACUUGAGGAUGUGACAUGUUUGCGACAUCACUGCUGUUUGGAAUCUAAGUGUCGCUUCCAUCCUUUAAGCCACUGCAACAGUUGUGUUUAAACAUGUUGACUGGCAAAAGAGACGUUACAACA
Coregonus clupeaformis (lake whitefish) is the source of this 1558-nucleotide messenger RNA. RefSeq names its product zinc finger protein 239. NCBI's taxonomy places the organism in Eukaryota, Metazoa, Chordata, Actinopteri, Salmoniformes, Salmonidae. The record is from RefSeq and is a predicted model, not a curated record. Bases 1 to 996 code for a protein of 331 amino acids. Gene Ontology annotation, biological process: regulation of transcription by RNA polymerase II. The transcript is spliced from 3 exons. Gene Ontology annotation, cellular component: nucleus. Gene Ontology annotation, molecular function: DNA-binding transcription factor activity, RNA polymerase II-specific; RNA polymerase II transcription regulatory region sequence-specific DNA binding.